CCGUGUAAAGGGGAAAAAAACAUGCUUGUCACACAUGUUCAAAGUUUUUAAACUUGUUUAAUUUUUCUGCUGGUGUGUGACACAAAUUUGAUCGUGUAAAGGGCUGCUUGAUGCACGCAGUAUAUUUUUUCAGUCGAAAAAAGACAGUGAACAAAAAUGGUGUCGCGCAUGAACGAACAAUUUUGGAAAGAGUUCUUUGAACUCUAUAGAAGUUUUCCAGAACUGUGGCAAGUAAAAAGCGAGUGCUACAAAAACAAAAACAAAAAGAAUGCAGCUUAUGAAGUGCUUCUAACAAAACUAAGAGAAAUUGAUAGUAACGCUAGUUUAGACAAUUUAAAGUGUAAAAUUAAUUCAUUACGGUCAUCUUACCGCCGCGAAUUUAAAAAGAAAAAGCGAAGCGAAAAAUCUGGCGCUGGUGUGAAGGACAUAUACGUACCUACGUUGUGGUACUUUGAUGACCUCUCUUUUUUAGAGGACCAGGUGCAAUUAAGCGGCUUCUCUUCAAUCAAAAUUGAGGAGAAUGAAGAAGAUAUUGUUGAAGAAAAUCGAACACCUUCUGCAAAGAAAUAUAAAAAAGAUUAUAGCCGAAAAGAAAGGAGUGAGUUGCUAGCUAAGGCAGUUGAAGUUCUUGAUAAUUCAAACCAACAGAAGGACGAUGCAAGCACACUUAGCUCAACGUGGGAAUUGCUUUUCAGAAAACUUUCUUCCACACAACAACUCUUUGCCAACAAAGCAAUAGUGGAAGUUUUAUAUCAAAGAGCAUUGGAACGCUUGGAUGAAAACUCCUACAAAUUAUUCGAAAAGAAAACGACACAGCAUGGCUUUCCACCACGAUCAUCUUCAACACCAUUUUUUUCGAGCGAUACUUCAUCAGCAGCUUCACAAUAUUUUGUUUCCACACCGCUGCAAAGUCCUUAGCUUAUAUCACUUCAAUCCCAUGCGCACAAACUCCAGCCAUCCAGAGCAGUCAUCACUCUACAACAGUCAAGUCAUCACUCUGGACCACAACAACCUCAGUUUAUACCUGCAAUCAACAUAAAUUCGCAUGCGAAUGGAAACAACCUUGACGCGACCACAAAAUAUAGCAAUUUUAAUGAAUUAUUCACCGAUUCAGAUUAUACUUAACUUUUUUGAAAUGUAAUUAUUUUAAGUAUAGUUUAUAAGCACUCAUAUUCCUCCCUUUAUGGCUUUAGUCUUUUACAUUUUGAAAAAUGUCUUAUGUUUUUUGUUGAAUAAUACAUACAGAAAUAAAAUCCUUGAGUACUUUUACUAUU
Messenger RNA from Bactrocera tryoni, 1274 nucleotides. RefSeq lists its product as uncharacterized. The record is from RefSeq and is a predicted model, not a curated record. Bases 157 to 918 code for a protein of 253 amino acids. NCBI's taxonomy places the organism in Eukaryota, Metazoa, Arthropoda, Insecta, Diptera, Tephritidae. The transcript has 2 exons.